UAGUCGACGCUAUGCGGCUACGCCCGUGUCACAACUGCUAAGAUAUUUAGAGCAAAACAUUUGUAAUAUAUGAACUGUUUUUCAUAUAAUUUUUAAUUACUAGGGGCUUGUAAUGAAUUAAAACAUAGUGUUCCUGUGAAGUAUAGGCGCGGGAGGAUUUUGACACAUGUGGCAAAGAGGUAUAAGGUUCGAUACAGCGUGGCAUAAGCCUGGCUAGUUCGUGUUUGGUUCUUUGUGCGUCAAAAUGACACGGGUUGGCAUGUGACGGGGGCGCAGCGGGCGGCAUGCGGGCCGAGCGCUGUCGGCGGGCGACGCUCGCCGCGCUCACAGCGCUGCUGGCACUCGCGCCCUCCCUGGCGGAGCAGGAUGUCACUACUGCCGCUGCCUUCGAUCCUUCGAAGCGGGGUAAGAUGAUGUACGGGGACACGUGUUCCACUGUGAUGGAGUGUGGCUACCCGGACUCUGUGUGUGACGAGGUGCAUAAGAUCUGCCGGUGUCAUCCCGACGUGCCAGUAACCAACCAUGUGGAUAAGUGUGGCAAACCUGCGGGAAUUAACGAGACCUGUUCAUUCAAUGAACAAUGCGAAGAUGUUGUUUUCAAAACGGAAUGUCGAAACGAGCGUUGCGUCUGUAAGUACGAGUUGGUCGCAGAAGUGUCCGUGGACGGCGGGAUCGUUUGCAAUCCUGAAAAGGAAGUGGAAAUCUCGACCAAAACCUUGGACCCGGCAAUGAUUGGCGUUUUGGUUGGCAUGGCUCUGAUGUUUGUCAUCAUCUGUGUGGUAUUACGUUUGUUUAGCAGAGCACGAUGGAGGGAAAACAGAACCAUCUUCAAUACACCCAACCCUCGCUUGAUGAAUGUUUCUCUACUUCGAGAUUCCAAACUUUUGCACUCUCAGGAUCGUCGUGGAUCUCGAGUAAGCGUUCGACCUCCUUCACGGCAAGCUAGUCAACAAGAACUCCGACCACACUCGCCAAGUCCAGCACGCCCUCACCAAAGCCAUCAGCUACACCGAAAACACUCAGGUUCUCGGCGAGGGUCGAGGGCCAGCAGCGGUCACUCUGGUACUUCUUUGAGAUCAGCUACGCUUCGUUCGCCGAACGCGCCCGGACCGACGUCGGUCACUGUUGAAAUACGCCCCCCGGACGCGUAAACACAACUUAUAUAACAACGUGACGUUUAAUAACAACACUUAGUACAAACUGCUAAUCGCAAUAAUAAAAGUGAUGUCGUACACAAAAUUUAAAAAUAUAUUAUGUCCAUGAUAUUCAAUGUUUGUGAUAAAAUUUAUCAGAUGCUUAAAUUUAUAUAAAGCUAUUUAAACGUGUCUUUAAAAUUAAGAUUUGCAUUCGUAGCAAUAAUAUCUGCACUGAUAUAACUCGAUAAAUCAGCUCUUAAAGUGCCUCUAAAGAAAAGCUUAAAGUCUCUGAUAAAUAUUGAUAAUACAAAAUAAGAUUUAACACACAAUAUUAGAAAUAAAGUAUUUAAUAAAUUAUAAUUAACACGUUUACAGUUCAAAUAUCACUUUAUAAGUAUGCGUAGAGCACCAACAUAUUAUCGAACGGUAUUAUAGAUAUUUAGAUUAAAGUUUUUAGCUUUUUUAGCGUUAUAGUUAUCGCUUUUUAGCAUUUUACGUAGUUAAAUAUAAUUAUAGUUUGAAUAAAGUCUAUUAUUAGUUAUUAGGAUUAAAUAUAUAAGUACAAGAAAUAUUAAUCUUUGAAUCUCUCAUAAGUGUACGCUAGAUUUUGUGACAUGCCUUAGAGUUCUAUAUUUAGCCCACAGUUCUACUCGUGGAUACGUAGAUCUUUACUAUUUUAUGGGGACCACCUCCUUUCAGGAGUGAUCUGAAUUUUACUUUUUGUGGAAUGAAUUCGAUCGAAAUAGAGAAAGCUGCUAUCCGCUUUCAAACUUAGAAUAAUAAUAGAUGAUAAUUUAAAUUAGAAUGCUGUUUGAAAUAGUGUGAGAGAGUUGUGAUCGAUCGUAAGGGUUUCGUCUUUUCUUCAAUCUAUCUACUUUUAAUGUAAUGUGUAAAAUUGGGGAAAUUUACACAUCGUAAGAUAAGGCUUUGUUGCACAUUGGGAGCUUAGAAAAAUUCGCAGACGCACAAGCGACUUUGAAACAAAUUAGAUAUUUAUUGUAAUGGAUAUUUUUAAUGAACUUGAACUGAUAAAUGUGGAAGAUCAUAAUAAUGAAGAUCAUUUCAUCGCGUACGGCCGAUACGUCAAUAAGGGGAAGAAUUGAUAUAUCGUCCGUACAUAUAAAUCAUAAAUUCAUUUUGGUAAAAUAAUAAGCUAGUUGUACCUUUAUAAUAUGCUCACAAUAAAAUUAUAUACUUCGAACACUGUGCUAGUUAUAUAUCUACGAAAAUGCUAUGAUUUACUUAUAUAAACUUUUAUUAUACUUCUGAAA
This is a messenger RNA of Zerene cesonia (dogface butterfly), 2407 nucleotides long. RefSeq lists its product as uncharacterized. Lineage: Eukaryota; Metazoa; Arthropoda; Insecta; Lepidoptera; Pieridae. The record is from RefSeq and is a predicted model, not a curated record. The coding region runs from base 285 to 1151 and encodes 288 amino acids. The transcript has 9 exons.